Planococcus citri (citrus mealybug) is the source of this 4196-nucleotide messenger RNA. RefSeq names its product breast cancer anti-estrogen resistance protein 3 homolog. The transcript has 7 exons. The record is from RefSeq and is a predicted model, not a curated record. Bases 1048 to 3684 code for a protein of 878 amino acids. Gene Ontology annotation, biological process: positive regulation of peptidyl-serine phosphorylation; small GTPase-mediated signal transduction. Lineage: Eukaryota; Metazoa; Arthropoda; Insecta; Hemiptera; Pseudococcidae. Gene Ontology annotation, molecular function: guanyl-nucleotide exchange factor activity; phosphotyrosine residue binding.
AGUAAAAGUAAUGCUGAUGCUGGAGACUGGAGACUGGACACUUGGACAGUGCCUACGUAGCUAGGUACCUCUGCCUACCUGUAGGUAAUUGUAACUGACUGUGAGAGGAACCGUGUUCGUGUUCGCCAUCGCACAAUUUUCCGGCAUAAGUAUGACAGUAUGUAGGUACGUGUGCUGUUUACAAAGUUGCAUGGGUUGUGUUUUGUGUUAAGUAAAUGAGUGUGGGUUUCGUUGUUUCGGUGUGUUACCAGUAGUUCGGUUCAGCACCUCUACCUACUCGCAACACUGAGGCUACACUGAGCUGCGCGCGGCGCGGCGCGGCGCGAGUGCUCGGCGCUGCUGUGCAGGCUGCACUGCGAAUAGCGCGAAAGCGAAACGAGUAAAAUCGAUAAUGCUAGUGCUCCGCGAACAGGAACACGAACACGAACAUGGCACACCGCACACGGCAUUAACGGCAUAGAAGAAUAGUCGAGUAACUAGUACUCGUAUACUAUUCUCAAUUCUCAUUUUUCAGUUUCACCAUCACCACUCAGUACUCACCAGUCCAGUCAAGUCUGAAGUCACCAGUGGUUGUAGUUGCCUUGUGCGGUGCGGUGCAGUGUCACGUUGUGCGGAUAUUGUUGUUUGAUUCGAUUCGGUAAAGCGAAUUCGUUAUCGCGGCCACGUAUUUUUUUGCAUCACCAUCGGCCAAGUUGAGGCGAAAAGUCGAGAUGCGAAUACUCGCAGUAAAAGAAGCGCCGAUAAACUUUCGAUAUUGUCGCGAUUGCAAGAAAUUGUGAUGCAGUUGCACCGUGCACGUACCGGUCUGCGUAAACCGUACGCAUACGCAUACGCAACUUACGUACAAACACACCGGCACCGGUCUCCGUAUUCCGACAGAAAUCGUAAAUCGUCCGAUUAAUACGAGUAGAUACCAAUGUUGCGGCGAUGUUGACAACGACGGCGACGACGACGGCAGCAUUAUGGGCACUGCGACGUCAUACGAGCAGGUUCCACACGUAACGGAAAUGCGAGCGAAAUCACAAAUUACUUUCCUCUCGUAACACUAUGGAUGGAGUUGGAGCAGCGCAGUAUAGCCACCGUCAGCGCGGUCAGUCCGGUCAGCCCGGUCAGCAGCCUAUCGGUAUCGACCAAGUAGGCGUGCAGUUGAAAAAAGUGCUCGAAUGGGAAUUGAGCUUGGACGCGAGGGAUUUGAGAUCGCACGCUUGGUAUCACGGCGCCAUAUCCAGAGCGAAAGCCGAAGAAAUAGUCGGCGAACGGGACGGCGAUUUUUUAGUACGCGACUGCACAUCGCAACCAAGCAACUACGUUCUCAGUUGUCGUAGCAAAGCGCAAAAUUUACAUUUCGUAAUCAACAAAAUCAUCCUGCAACCGGACACAGUUUACGAAUCGAUUCAGUACAGAUUCGAAGACGACGGCUUCGACACGGUACCAGAUUUGAUUACGUACUACGUCGGCAGUGGAAAACCGAUUACCGUUGGUUCGGCGGCAAAAAUUCUCAACCCUCGCAAUCGCCGGCACCCUUUAACCUUUUUCGACGUACAACGCUACAAAACGACGCAGACGCGCCACUCUCAGCAGACGCCGACAGCCGCCGCCAUCGCCGCCGGCUCCGUCCGUCGACCGCGCGAUUCGAGUGCGUCGUUCGAUCGCUCGUUUAGCAAUUCGCUGCCGAGGCAGGGCCCACCAUCAUCGGCACAGCCACAGCCACCGGCACCGGCACCGCUUGGUGGCCCGAGAGCGCGAGUGCGUUCCGUCUCUAGCGAGCCGCCACUCGACUUGAAAAUCAUCGAUGCCGACGCCGGGGAAUUUGAAUUGCGCUGCGACGAUAGUGCCGCCGCCGCCGCCGCCGCCGUCAACCAUGCCGAUGACUAUGCGAACGUGAAUGCCGGCGCCGGCGCCGGCGCCGGUGACCACGAUGAUGGCGGCGACGCGAGUACGAGACCACCUCCGAAGCCUAGACGUUAUACGACGAUUGAAAGCGACUUUGGCGGCACUCGCCAUAACGAGACGUCACUUGCGGCUGCGGCUGCGGCUGCGGCACCGACCCCGACGGUGCCAUACGGCGCUCGUAAAAGAUAUUCGUUGUACGCAGCUUGCAGCAGCGAUUCUGGAAACGGAUCCGACGACUCGGUGCGCAGCUGUAACGCAAUCGACACCACCAUCGCGGCGGCCGCCGCCGCCGCCGCCGCCGCCGCCGCCGCCACCGCCACCGCCACCGAUGACGGAAAUUCGUCGCCGUCCCACGUUUAUUCUGUCGUCGGGCGAAGAACGGCCGGAGUUGUAAUUAAAAACCCCAAGUACUCGAGCGACGGCGACGGUGAUGGCGAUGGCGAUGGCCACGGCCAUGAGACGGCAACCGCGAUGUCAGCGCCAGCCCCGGCGCCUGUGCCCGACGAGCGUGCAACGUUGUCGUGCCGCCUGACUGGCACGAGUGUGGCGGAGGAUUUCGCGUCCGCGUCCGCGUUCGAUUUGGACGCCUUUCACACGCUUCUGCUGCCCAUGUGCGAAAAUAAGCCGUUGGAUACGUGCGCCUUGCAGGGCUUGCAUAUGUUGCUGAUGGAUUCGGGUUCCCGGAUGCUGGCCAAUCAUUUGACCAGAGCCGAUCUCGAACUGACUGUACACGAUUUCGGACGCGAUCACGACGUAAUGUGUGGCAGCGGCAGCGGCAGCGGCAGCCGCAGCCGCAGCGCCAGCGGCAUCGAGCUCAGCCUUUUGCCGCAAGGUCGUCAACGUCGGUUCGAUUUGAUCGAAAGGAGCGAAUGUUUGCGAUUGUUGGUGGCCGUCACCAUACUUACUUGCGCUACGGAAUUGGAACGCGCCGAAUUGCUCAACAAAUGGAUCGAAGUAGCCAUAGACACGAAGACGGCGCUCGGAAACUUGUUCGGAUUCUGCGCCAUAAUGUUGGGUCUGUGUACGCCGCAGGUGCAGAGAUUGAACGAAACGUGGCAUAUCCUCAGGCAAAGAUAUACGGACAGCGCGUUCAAUUUCGAAGCCAAGUUGAGGCCGACGUUGAAAUGUAUGAACGAAUCGACGAAUCCGUUAGCGCCAAACACCACCAUACCUCACUUAUUGCCCGUCAUUCUACUCUACGAAAGAUAUCAUCGACACAUUUCAGAUUUUGGCGACGGUUGCAGCUACUCGUACGAAAACAGCGACAAUCACGAGCGCGAGCGCGAGCGCGAGCACGAUGCGGAUGCGGACGCGGACGCGGACGCGGACGAGUUGUGCCACGUUUUGGCGCAAAACUCUCACAUAUCGAACGUUUGUAUCGACCAAUGGGAGACGUGCUCGCCAGAUCUCGGACUCGGCACCUUAUACUCGCAUUUGAACGCGACUCGUCAGUUUCGCAACUCGUUGGCGACGUUUAGACGCAACGCCGAGAUCGUUUUAACCGAUACGAAAACGGACCAACUGCUGUGCGAUAUGUUCCGUACCGAGUUUCAUGUGAAAUUUUUGUGGGGCAGCCGAGGAGCGAAAGUGAACGCCGCCGAACGUUAUCGCAAAUUUCAGCGAGUCUUGGACGUUAUGUCGCAAAAAUGCGAAACUAUAGAUUACGAUCACGAUCACGAUCACGACCGCGACGACGACCAUUACGACGAUAGUACGAGUAAUAUCGAUCGCGAUACGUUGUUCGCAAACUCCAACACGUAUCGUGGCGACAGCUCCGCUACGAAUGUCUGAUUUUAAGGCGUCGCGUCGCGUCCGUCGCCACUACAUACGAGUCGAGUAUGUACACCGGAUGGCGGAUAGCGUCAGUGUGAUUGGUUGAUGCGAGUACAAUUUCAUACCUACUAAUACGAGAUGAGAUACAAACCAAUCGUGCUGCUGCGACGUACGAUACGAGUACAUGUAUCACUCAUCGUAGUAGGUACUUAUUUGUACCACGGUACUUACGGUACCUAGUACCUAGUACCUAGUACCUACCUACGUAUAGUUGAUAUCGUGGACGACAAACGACACUCGAGUAAGCGUGAGCGCACCUUUGAACAAUUGUACUCGUACGUGCCGUAAUUACCUACCGCCUACCGGCUACCUUUAGCAUCUAGCUAUGUACAAUACUAACGUAGGUACUACCUAUGUGUAAAGUGUAAACCCGAGUGGAAAUGUGAAACUAGUCAUUGUCAUUUCUUAAUUAAGAAUGUUUACUUAUUCGUUUAGCAUUAAAGUGCGAAUUGUUUCGUUUCGUUAUUUUA